AUGAGUGACACAUCUCCCCCGUCGUCUUUUGACUCUCAUCCGAAACAAAAUGGCAGAAAAUUUACCCGCCGCAUUAAAGAGGAGCCUCUUAUCCCAAUAGGCUACGCCGCAACCAGCUACGCCCUCUGGCGCGCCUACAAGUCCAUGAAAGCUGGUGACUCGAUUGAGCUCAAUCGCAUGUUCCGCGCUCGGAUUUACGGCCACGCCUUUACUCUCUUCGCCAUCGUUGCUGGCGGUAUAUACUACGGCAACGAACGGAGGCAACGGAAGGAGUUUGAAAAGGCUCUUCAGGAGAAGUCGAAUCAGGAGAAGCGCGAUGCUUGGCUGAGAGAAUUGGAGAUCAGAGACAAGGAGGAUAAGGAUUGGAGGCAGAGGCAUGCUGCUAUUGAGGUGGCGGCGAAGGAGGCGGAGAAGAAGAAGGGUUAA
Messenger RNA from Paracoccidioides lutzii Pb01, 426 nucleotides. RefSeq lists its product as hypothetical. The record is from RefSeq and is a predicted model, not a curated record. Gene Ontology annotation, cellular component: mitochondrion. The transcript has 3 exons. Gene Ontology annotation, biological process: mitochondrial respirasome assembly. The coding region runs from base 1 to 426 and encodes 141 amino acids.